Molecule: messenger RNA, 5870 nt
Organism: Leptopilina heterotoma
Lineage: Eukaryota; Metazoa; Arthropoda; Insecta; Hymenoptera; Figitidae
Exons: 2
Coding region: 265-3870 (1201 amino acids)
Source: RefSeq, a predicted model, not a curated record
UUUAUAUGAUCUAUUGUUUAUUAUGAGUUCCCCAUUUUUUAAUUUAAAAUGCAAGUGCAAUCGUUCAAAUACAAUUAAAAAUUCCAGCUUUGAAAAAAUAUAAAAUGUUUUGCAAUAAAACAACAUACACGUGUUAUAACAACCAAGUGCAGUGACAACUGAGAGACAUUAAAAAUUUAUUUAAAUACUUUUGAAUUUUACUAACUGACAAGUUGCUGCCGUUUACAGGAAACACCAGAUUAUCUAACUAAACAUUCUCCAACAAUGGAUACGUUAGAUUUGACAAAUCCUUUAUCAACUGUACAACUUUUACCAAUAAUCAAUACCAGUCCACCAACAAUGGAUACGUUAGAUUUUAUAUAUCCUUUAUCAACAGUACAACUUAUACCAGUCAUCACUUAUCUGAACUUACUAAGUGAUUUCCUAUUCAUUAAUAAUUAUUUAUUAGAAAAUGAUCAACACAAACCUAUUCCAAUUGUUAAUGGACUUUAUGAGUACUUGGAAGAUCAUCAGGGUAGUCAAACUAUGAUGUUGGAUCUAAUUCGAAAUUUGCUACAUGGCAGUGAUCUGUACGGAGAGUACAAUAACGAACAAGUUGAUCAAGUAUUUGUGAACACAAUGUUUGACUACAUCAUCAGUUCCCUAGUGUUUGCCAAAUAUGGAAAUAUUUACGGUUUUUUAGCCGAUACUAUUCGCCAGGAGGAGAAUUUGCAAUUUUAUUAUAUUUUAGAAAGAGUAAAAGAAAAUCUUAGAAAAGCAGAAUUCGAAAAUGAAUACGGUAAUAGUUCGACUCUUUCAAAAUUGUCCAUUAGCAGAAUAUUCAACGACUUACUAAUGCCACUGUUUCCAAAACCAAUGAUGACUAAUCUCAAUUUAUUGUCUCUUGAUUAUAUUUUCGCUCAAGCUGGCUCAAUGUACCUUCGACUUGGAAGAUUAAACGAAACCUACUAUUCGAAUUUCGAAAAUCUUACCUCAAGUAACAAUGACAAUGAUAUUUUUCAAGAAUACCGAGUAAUAGGAUAUAUUGUUGAAAAUUUACUUCAUCACAAAAUUAUAGAUCCUAUAGUGAUAAAAAUCUUUGCUCUUCCAGCACUGUUUCACUACGUUUCAAAGGAGCAAGAAACAAAAAAUGAAACAAUAGAAAAAGUAAUUUUUAAUCCACACCAUUGGGAAGCAGCUUACGAUUAUUUUUUCACCUACAUCGAGAAUGCUUUCACCAAAAUUGAUAAUCAACUCAAAAACGAUUACACACAUCAACUUCACAAAAUGUUUACUAAUUUCCACAGUCGUGCAAAAUUUGCAAAAUUAAUUUUAGAAUUAAAGUGCCAAUUUUUAAACAAACAUUAUCGUGAAACAAGAAUUCCAGUUUAUAUCGAUAAUGCCGAUUAUUUUGAAUGCAGAAGUGGUGAUGUUCUACCAAACAUAAACGAAUGGUUUGCGGAUCAAGUUCAUGAUUUUGGUGAGAUAUACGAAAAAUACGAUUUAGAAAUGACAACAAAUAUAUUUAAUGAUUCGUUAAUAGAACUUCGGGGUAUUAUAAUAAAAUUAGUUCUCACCAGUAAUAAAGUUAGUGACAGUACUUUAAAUAAUUCCGAAUAUUUAUCGUACGAUUUACUCGAAUUUUUCAACACUAAUAACCAAACAUUAGACUAUUAUGCUCUACUUCGUCUAGACUACAGUGUAACACUCAUCAAAGAGUCCGAUGAUCCAGUAAAUUUUCAAAAAAUAAUUGGUCCAUCCUUAGAUGAUUAUAAACGUUCCGCUAAACGUAUUAUUCUAAAAUUCGCAAACGAAACUACACAACAACUUAGUGAAGAAUUAAUGAAAUACAAAAAAGAUCGAUUUAAAUCUUAUCUUAAUUAUUCGCAAAAUAAUUUUAAUCAUCACGAAUGGUGGAGAGAAUUUGGACUAUCUUUGCUACCACACUAUCCCUGUUUAACAAACUACACCGAAGAUUAUCAUGAAAUUGAGGACUAUUUUUGUGAACGGGAAAAUAUAAGAUUUCUCAAUAAAUUUCAAGAAGAUGUAUCUUUAAAUUUAAUAGACAGAAAAACGAAAAGUCUCUUACUCUCCUUGGGUUCGGAUAUCAAGACAAUAUUUAUCAAUAACAUAAUAGACGAAUACAUAAUUGAUGAGAUUGAAAGAGCAAAUGGUAUUUUAAUACCUUCUUUGAAGAAAACAACAUUAAAGACAGUUUACCAAAAAUUUUCACUACAGAUUGAAGAACCCGAAAUGGAAACAUUGGGUACUACACAGGAUGAAAUAAAAUUUAUGGAAAACGUAAUUCUCCAUUUAGAAUGGAAAAGUAAUCGAUUCUACAUGAAGGUGAAGAACAUGUUGAUUAAGAUGAAAAUUAUGAACGUUAAAUAUCCUUUAAAAAUUGGUGAAAUUAAGGAUAGGAAAUUAAAUCAUUCCCUGUUUGUCAACAGUUGGAACGGACUUAGCGGUUAUGGUUAUAAAUUUAUUGGAAUCAACAAGAAUGAUAAUAAAACCCCAAUAAUAGCACAAUUAAGAACUGAGUACGAAUUUAAGAACAAAAUACUUAUAACCCCAAUUUAUGACUCAGAAUUGACGAAUUCGUCGAAAAAGGAAAAAGAAUACAUCAAACUAAAUAACGAGAUGCUUGAAAGCGAAAACGAUGUACUAUUCAUCGUAUCCAUUCAAAAUUUGUCAAAUUUUCAACAAAUAACUCUUAAAACGAAUCAAGAAAUUCUACGAACUGGAAAUAAAUCACAAGAUUUAGUUUAUGAACUUGAUAACCAACUUCGGAGAAAUAUAACUAAAAUUUCUUUCCACGGAAUUUCGUAUCACAAUCAUAAUGAUGAUAAGUGUAACGUUAAUGCCUAUUUACAAAAAACGAAAGACUCUAGUCUCUGCUCAAGACAUUGGUGUUAUAUUGAUAAAACAGAUCAUGAUCGAAUGAUAAUUAGAGAUUUAUUAAAACACCAAAAAGAUGAAAAUUUAGUACUUGAAUACCAAAUACAUGAGAUAUUGAAAAAAUACACAUUUUCAAACGACAGUACAAUGAGAUUUUUCUUCAAAAACUGGAUGAAUGAUAAACAAUUUAGAAAUUCGUAUUGGAGUAAAAAUAAUAUAGUGGAUAAAUCGGGUUUGUUGAAUAAAUUAUUGUAUGAAACGCGUCUAGAGAAUGGAAUUAUAACAAAUACGAAAGGAGAAAUGAGAAUCAAUUCUAUUUACACCUACAGAGAACGAUACAAAAUCGAGGAUGAGAGAACUUUGGAAAAUAUUAUCAAAGACUACAAUGAUCAACAAGCGGAUUAUACGAUAAUGUUCGAAGAUUAUUAUGCUGUACGCAAUUUUGCCACAACUGGUUACAGGAGAAUAAAUGCAGAUACUCGUGAAGCGAAACUAAUGAAAAAUGCUUUAUACAAAUUGUCAAUAAGACAGGCACAUGAUUUAGAGGAGGAAUUUGAUUUGAAGUUAUUCUACUUUGACUCUAUACCGAUAGAUAUAUUUCAAAGAGAAUAUAUGAAGGAUUUACAAGAUAUUUAUUGGGGAAAAUCCAUUAUUUUGCAGAAAUUUACUUUGGCGUCGACAAAUGAAGAAUCUGCUGUUAGAUUUGGUGUACAUCCGGAAAAUGGAUUUAAAAAUAUCUUGUUUGAAAUGAAAUUUUAUGGUCCUUAUCUUAGAGCAAAAAUUGAUGUUGAAGUGAAACAUACAGUGUCUUUUAGAGAGAAGAAAGUAAUACUUCCGCCUGGUAGUGAAUUUUUUAUAGAGAAAUUGGGAACGGGACCUAUUAAAAAAAUAGGUAAUUACUUUAAAGUUACUUUAGUUUAUAAACUGAAAUAUUGUGAAAAUUAUAAUCGAUACAAAGAUAUUAUGACUCAAAUAGCAGAGACGAAAUUGUAAAAAAUUUCAAUCUUGAAUAAGUUUGAAUUAAAAUCAUUUUAAUUAUUCUUUUUAUUUUUUGAUAUUUUAAUUUUCACUUUAAAUAUUUUUACUAUUAAUAUAGUAACUACCAACCUCCAAUCUGACCUUCGAACUAUCCACUCUUGGUGUAUUAAAAACAAAUUACCCCUAAAUAUUUCUAAAUGUCAAAUUUUAACUUUUCACAAAUCUAAUUUUUCCUUCCUUUUUCCUUACCAAAUAAACAACACUUUUCUUUCUCGAGUAACAUCCACACAUGACCUUGGCGUAACUUUUUGCUAUGACUUAACUUUUGACAAACAUAUAACAUCCUUAGUCUCUACUGCUUCUCGAAUGCUGGGUUUUCUCAUCAGAUCCAGUAGAAACUUUAGUAACGUGUCAACUUUUACCUUAUUGUUUAACGCCCUGGUACGCUCUCCGGCAGAAUAUGCUUCGUUAAUAUGGAAUCCCCAUACUAUAAAGAGUGCCAAGUCUAUUGAUAAAAUCCAAAAACGUUUCUUAAAAUUCCUAGCUUUUAAGGAGGAUGGUCUUUACCCCCCCCCACGAGGGUGUGAUUAUAUUGCACUGUGUGAACGUUUUGAUUUUUUGACUUUAGGAGAACGACGCAUAAUCAAUGCAACUAUUUUUGUAUUUAAAAUCAUCAACUAUCACAUUGACUGUAGAAAACUACUAGACUUAAUUAAAUUCAGGACCCCUUGUAUAUCAUCCAGAGAUGUUUCACCAUUUUAUAUUGACCAAAAUGACUUAAUUUGAAUAAAAAAUUCUCCUAUCUUUUUUGCGUGCUAUCAUAUAAACCGAAUGUAUAAUUCUUUUCGUCCAAAUAUGAACUUAUUUGUAGCGUCACAAUCUAAAUUUGCAGAAUGCGUAAAAAACUUUGUUGUCAGUCUACGAGAGCACAACUGAUCACGUCACUAUUAGCUAACAUAUUUUUUAAUUUUAUUUUCUGUUUUAUUUUGUUUUUUCUCUCUUUAAGCAGCUUAGUUCUGUUUGUAUUAGCUUUUCUAAAUAAUAUUUUAAUAUUUAACUAUUAAUAUUUUAACUUUUAAUUUCAAUUGUUGCAAAUAAAAAACUUACUUUUUAAAAGUAAGUACGUCUAAGUACAUUUAUUUUUCCUACUUUCUUCGAUUUAAUGAAAUUAAAUUAAUUGAAACAGAUUCUUUUCUUGUAUUUAAUUUAAAAUGAGAUAAAAAGAUUCUUUACCUCACGCGACCGGGAUCGUCGGCGAUGAGGGUUCAAAAUUAAUGUUACCUGGCCCCAGUCGACAGAAAAUAAUAUUUUCAAAUCCAAAAAUAUUCUUUUUGUUUUCCUAGCAACUUUGUACUUAUGCAACAAAUGUUGCAUUUUGUUAAAAAUCCACGGAACAAUAUUAAUAAGCACAAAGACAUACUUGUUAUAUUAUACAAGAUAAGACUUUAUAAUGUCAGUGUUGCUCCUUUACAAGGUUACCACAAAUAGCACACUGCUUCUUUAAAAUUUUUAAUUGAUGUUAAUUUAAGAUUUCUUUACCUUAUCAUAUUUCUAUUCCUCGACAAUUUUGAAUCAAAUACUUCCAGCCGUGAAUCUGUAAAAAAAAUAUUUAGAAUUAUUUUCACACUCAAUAGAAUAAUCCCAAUAGAAAAUAAAAAAUAAAUAUCGAAAAUGAUAUUAAAAUUUGCUAAAAAUAUCUUUGGAAGUAUAAAAUAAAUCGGAUUAAAAUUAAGAUAUUAUACGCCUAAAAAAAGAUUAAAAGACAACAAUUUAAACAACAACAUACUGAUAGGAUAAUAAUAAAACUCGAAACAGCUACUAAAAUUGAUAUUUAUUAAAAUGCAAAAUACAAGACAUCAUAUGCAGUGUUAACAUUCGAUAAUCUCUUAUUCAUUGAAUAAAUUAAAUUUUAAAGUAAUAAUACCUUAAAAAAAUUUAAUUUAUCAAUUAAUAAACAGUACGAGACUUCAUUUUCCAAAGUAUAUGUUAGAAUAUGUUAAAAUAUGUUAUAAAAA